GGUGGAGGGUUGUGGGGGUGAAUGAUACGUCACAGCUUUGCUUUGGGGGCUGAUUUACCUUUGAUACUGGCAAACACACACAUACACACACGCACACACACACAGCACACUGGACGGAGGAAGGAGGAACCUGUGAGAGAACAACAACAAAGGAAAAGAAAGAACAUAAAGGAAAGCCCAACAAUAGAAGGUGAGAAAGCAAAGGAAGCGAAGAAGAGGGAAUUUGACUGAAGAAACAAAGCGUUACUGUGACUCAGACAGAGGAACUGAGACUCUGGCACCAAACCGAUCCAAACGUCUUCGCUGCAGCUUCCUGGAUCACAGAGCUUCUAAUGCAAAUAGGGUUUACAUAGGAUUGCAACAUCCCGUCUGAACCGACGAGCUCCUCCUCUCUACACGACACCGGCAGCAGCUGCUGCUGCGUCCUGUGUCCAUGUGUGGAGCCGACACUGAGGAGCUAUUUAAAAAGUGCCAACGAGGACGAGUGAAGGGCUCGCGUGGACGUUUGUGCUCACUCAGUAACAAUUUGAUCAGCCGGCAUCAACCUGUGGAUGGAGACGGCCGUGUUCACAUCAGCAGGGUGCUGUGUGCUGUGUUAAAGUAAAACCUCCCACUAAAGACCUCACCACGUUCAGAAGGAAACACAUCCAGCCAGAAGCUCAGCAGUCAAACCAUGGCCCCUAAGAAGAAGGCCCUCCGUCAGAAGAAGCCGUCCGUGGAGGCCGCGGCCCAGGUCGCCGUGGAGACGCCGCCUCCGCUGAAGGUGGAGAGCCGCGGCGAUGGCGUGGUGGUGGUGGAGGGCGGAGCCAAGAAGAUCGAGCAGAUGGCGGCGCUGGACAUCGCUCAGCUGAACAGCCUCAACCUGCCGCUGCCGCCGCCCGUCAUCAAACCCGGGGAGAGAGGCCUGGGCCUGGGCAGCGAGCUGACGCGGCCCCUGCACGGCAACGCGCUGCUGGAGGAGCUGAGCAGGAUGCGCCAGGAGAAGUUCCUCACGGACCUGGAACUGGCCUGCAAGACCAAAGCCUUCGACGUGCACAAGCUGGUCAUCUCCUCCGUCAGCCAGUACUUCAGAGAGAUUCUGGCCAAAGACCCGAGCAUGAAGCGCCUGGAGCUGCCCUCCCUCUCUCCUCUCGGCCUGGCCAACGUCAUCACCUUCGCCUACCUGGGCCGCGUCCACAUGUCGCUCUACACCAUCGGCUGCACCGUCUCCGCCGCCGCCACGCUGCAGAUCCCCCAGCUCCUCAAGAUGUGCACGGACUUCCUGCUGGCCGAGCUCAACGUGCAGACGUGCGUGUACGUGUGGAACAUCGCCGCCGCCUACGGCCUGCUGCCCGUGUGCGACGCCGCGCGCCGCUUCGUCCUGGAGAACUUCGUGCAGUUCGCGGAGACGCCGCUGUUCACGCAGCUGACCCUGGAGCAGAUCUGUGCCUUCCUGCAGGACGACGGGCUGCUGCUGCCCUCAGAGGUCACGGCCUUCCAGCUGGCCAUGAAGUGGCUGGACUUCGACGCCGCUCGCCAGCCUCACGCCGCCGAGCUCCUGACCCACAUCCGCUUCGAGACCAUCCCCGCCUGCGAGCUGGUGAGCCAGAUCCAGCCGGUGCCCCGCAUGAUGCUGGACCCUCAGUGCCACCGCCUGCUGGUGGACGCCAUGAACUACCACCUGCUGCCCCACCAGCAGAACUCCCUGCAGUCCAGGCGCACGCAGGUCCGAGCCGCUCAGCAGACGCUGCUGACCGUCGGCGGCCGCCCGUCGCUCACGGAGAGAGCGCUGAGCCGCGAGGUGCUGUGGAGGGACCCGCGUGACGGAGGGGCCAGCUGGCGUCACCUCACCCAGCUGCCAGCGAAGAGCUUCAACCAGUGUGUGGCUGUGAUGGACGGCUUCCUGUACGUGGCCGGAGGCGAGGACCAGAACGACGCGCGCAACCAGGCCAAGCACGCCGUGAGCACGCUGAGCAGGUACGACCCUCGCUUCAACACCUGGCUCCACCUGGCCAGCAUGCGCCAGCGCCGCACCCACUUCUCCCUGGCGGCCAGCGGCGGGCGCCUGUUCGCCAUCGGCGGGCGCAACGUGGAGGGUCUGCUGGCCACCGCCGAGAGCUACCUGCCCUCCUCCAACACCUGGCAGAUGCGCGCGCCCAUGGAGGUGCCGCGCUGCUGCCACUCCAGCGCCACGCUGCCCUCCGGAGACAUCCUGGUGACGGGCGGCUACAUCAACUGCGCCUACUCCCGCUCCGUGGCGUGCUACAGCGUGGAGGCCGACAGCUGGAGCGAGAAGGCCUCCAUGGAGACACCCCGCGGCUGGCACUGCUCCGCCGCGCUGGGGGAGAAGGUGUACGUGGUGGGAGGGAGCCAGCUGGGGCCCGGCGGGGAGCGCGUGGACGUGCUCUCCGUGGAAGUCUUCUCCCCGGAGAGCGGGUCGUGGAGCCGCGCCGCGCCCCUGCGGCUGGGGGUCAGCACCGCCGGCCUGUCCCCUCUGGCCGACAAGCUGUACCUGCUGGGCGGCUGGAACGAGGCGGAGAAGCGCUACAAGGCGGCCGUCCAAAAGUAUGACCCGGCCACAGACAGCUGGUCCCUGGCAGAGGAUCUGCCCGAGCCCACGGUGGGGGUCUCCUGCUGCACCCUGACGCUUCCACCACGACACUCACCGCGGCGCCAGCACCGCAACACGCCGGGCCACGAAGAGCAGCAGCAGGCGGGCAAGAACCGGAGCAGAGAGAGCAGCGUGGCUCCGUCACACGUCAUCUCAGCGUAGAGACACGGGGUGGUUGAACCUCUGGAGAACAUCUGGAUUAGGGCUGCACAUAAACCAUUUUAUCAAUUGUGCGAAAUGGUCCAAAUGUCUUAGUUUGUUCAAGCUGAACAGUUAAAAACAGAAAAAUGCCUCAAAGGGUUAAUUGAGCACUUGCUGAUAUUGAUUUACUGGAGAAAAAAAAAUAGUUUGCUGUUUUUUCUGUCACAGAAAAUUAAAAAUCAGUAAAUCAGGGAGUAAAAUCAAUCAGCACCAAAUAAUAAAACACAUCACAGCCAAUAACAUCUCAAGUUGAUGCCUUCUGUUAAUAUACAGGCAGCCGGGUUGUACCCAAGUUUUAUUCCAAUUCGAUUCUAAGAAAGUGAGAGAACAUGUUUAAUGGAGGUUUCCUUUUCAUUUCUUGACAGUUUAUUUUUUUAACCGUAUCGAAAAGUCCACAUAUUUACGGUUUAGAUUAAGAACAAAUCCUGAUGGUUUCUGACCUGAUGAUUAAAGUUCGAUUCAGCCAGAAAAAAGCCUGAACAAUCCAAAGCAGUGUCAGGAGGUUUUACAGAAGGAAACAGAUGUGGAGAAAUAAGAUGGUGGAAGGUUGAAGACGAGUUAAGCAGGCGGAGGAUGAAGACGGAACAGUGGCUGUCUGUGUCUGAGUGAAUCUACUGGCAGUUUGUGUACAAAGACGACUAAGUGUGAUCUGCAUCUGCGAGUGUGUGAACAGAGUGAAUGACGGGUGUGAGGCGCUACAGCAAUGAGCCAUUUCUGACAAACUCAAUAAAUUCAGGAAAGCAGCAUCAUUACACAGACAGCUUCGUCAGAAGUAGUUUAGAGAACUUUAAAAAAAAAAAAAAAGAAAAAGGUUUUCAUAAGUGCAAUAAACUUAAAGUACUACAAUUUGAGAGUAGUGUGGAGAAGUUCAAAUGUACAAGCAUCCUGGAAUCUGCUAAUAAAAACCAGAUGCCCAAAACAUUAAAAAGCAUAAACCUGAGCUUUAAUGCUCACGUUCUAAAGCUUUUGCUGCCUUCAGACGUUUAAUUGGUCCUGAAGAACCAGUGAGACCCCAACCGGUCAAAGUCUAAUCAGAUGUUGAUGAAACCAAUUCGACCGCUUUAAUUGGUUGGUCCUUUCUAAUUGUCUGUGGCACCAGUUGAGCUUGGUUCUGUUGGGUUUCACUGAAUAAAGCCAACCUGAUCCAAAUCA
Betta splendens (Siamese fighting fish) is the source of this 3943-nucleotide messenger RNA. It is a transcript of the gene klhl43, whose product is annotated as kelch-like family member 43. NCBI's taxonomy places the organism in Eukaryota, Metazoa, Chordata, Actinopteri, Anabantiformes, Osphronemidae. The transcript has 9 exons. The record is from RefSeq and is a predicted model, not a curated record. Gene Ontology annotation, molecular function: protein binding. Gene Ontology annotation, cellular component: nucleus; cytoplasm. Bases 674 to 2752 code for a protein of 692 amino acids.